UUAGUAAAGGGACGAAGCCGAAAAGAAAAUGAAUGAAUGAAUGUUUUACAAUUUUGCAAAAGCAUAAAUCUUCAUAUGCUUAUAAAAAUAUAUAAUAUAAUAAAAAUGCAUAUAUAAUGGGAAUAAGUAGGGAAUAAAUUAAUUUAGAUGAAUGGUAACCCAUGCUUUAGUGAAAUAAAGCAAAGUUGCCUAUAAACAAUGAACACCACAGUAGGUCUACAGUGAAUUAAAGGAAAGUACCACCAAAAAGCACAGGAAGUUCACACAUGCUGAUGAGAGGUAGCUAUUGGGAAGCGCAUUGAAUCAUAUUUAGUAACACUCAUUCGAGUCACGUGCAAUGUUAAUGUAAGAGAAGUACCCAAUGAAUCAGUGAUCACGACACAAAGACAAAAAACAGGGUUCAGGUGUCUCUUGGUAGUUAUUUACCAUACAACUAAACACCUAAUGAAUGUCAAAAGAAUUCUACAAAGUCUUAACACUUUUUAACAAUUCAAGAGAAGAUCAGUUAGUUAACUAGAAGCGCAGAACACUCCCUUUGGUGGUAUUACAUGGCAUAUUCAUACACAGGGAGGGAAUUUACUAAGAAAAUUAUCCCUUAUGUUUACAACAGUUACUCGAAAGCUUAUCUUGUUAAAUGCUAAACAAAAUAAAAUGAUAAGAAAAUGGCCAAUUUAAUUACUUUAAUUUAAUCAUUCUCGGUUUGGAUCAAUUUGUUGAUGCACCCAAUCUAUCUUCUUAGUGAUGAAGUUCUGCUAAUUUUUCUUCUAAUAAUUCAGUAGCAUAAACAACAGUAACGUUGUCCGUCAUUUACUAUAUAGCCUAAUCCAAUAUUACGAAAAGUCUACUUCUCAAAAUCAUUGUGUGGGGAAAUAUGUUAAUAUCGUCAUGAAUGCCAUUUAUUUACCUUAAUAGCUUUACGCGAGACAGCAAAAAAAAAAGAAAGAAAGAAAAAGAAAAAAAAGGCUUUUUGUGUCAGCUUCCGGGAAGUUAUUUACCCUGCAUGAUGCAUUAUUCCCAGAAGGGAUAUCAAUAGGAAACUCCUGGCGUACUUUCCUCAAAAUGCAAGGAACUUCUUUCAGUUUUACUUGCUUUCUACAGUAACGUUAGGCUAUAUAAGCUUCUCUGUUCUACCAGAGGUUCAUCUUUCAACAUGUUGCCGCUGCUGCUUCUAAUUUUAAGCUUCACAACUAGAGUUUAUUCUUCGGAAAUAGUGGCACGAGGAGACACGGCUGUUGUGUUUGGUCAGGAUGCUUCUCUCUCUUGUACUCUGCCGUUCGUGUCCGGCGUCAAACAGGUGACAUGGCAGCGGGUGCGUGCGCAGGAUGUACACACUCUGGCCACGUUCAGCGAGCGCUUCAAGGAUAAUGUGGAUGAGGACUUUGUCGGAAAGAUAAUUUUCCAAGCAUCGUUUAAUUCAACAACUAUUGAGAUCAAAAACACAACAUUUGAAGAUGAGGCUUGCUACAUUUGUUCCUUCAAAUUGUAUCCAACAGGACCCAAACGAGAAACCUUGUGCGUCACUGUUAAAGGUAUCUCAGAAAUAACAGCAGCAGUGAAUCCUGCAGACACUUCUGACACAGAAGUUGUGGUUUCAUGUUCAGCCACUGGUAAACCAGCUCCAACAAUCCAGUGGAAAUCCAGAGAACAAGAGCUGAAGCACUUCAGGUCAGAUGAUUUCACAACCCACAACAAAGACAGCUCAACCACUGUUACAAGCAACAUCACACUUCCGCUAUCCCAGUUUCAUGGCAAGUACGUGGAGUGUUUGGCUCAGAGUGACGACUAUGAGAGGAGUGAAACAAUCUACAUACCUCGACAACAACAUCCUGAUGAAGAUGCAUCAAGAAAUUUCAUCAUCACAUUUUCGGUCCUCGCUGUCAUUGCUGUUGUGGUUAUUCUCAUUACUGUCAUCUUUAUUUACUGCAAACGAAAAAGAGACCGGUUUGGGCUAAAAUCUUCUGCUGAAAAGCUUCAUGACUCAAAUGAGGAAUGUUAAAGGAGGAGAGCUACUUCAAAAGCUUAUCGUUUGUUUUGUCACUGUGAUUUUUUUGUGUGUGUUUCUCAAAGAAUUCCUUUAUUUCCAAUGUUUACUUAUUUAUUAAAUGUAUUGAAUUUAUUUUUACAUUACUAUGUAAUGCUACAGUAUAUACAUUUGGUACAUUUUGAUAGAGGCUGGUUGAAUGUAAUGGAAUACACUAUUUUAUUACUUCCUCUAAAGUUGAGAUAGUAAUUUAUAAAUGCAAUUCUGUAUUGUUCUUCCUUUAAUGUUUUCUCGUGAUGUCAUUCCUCAGUAUUGCUUUAAAAAAUGAGUCAUUUGAGGAAGAAGAAAAAAAACAUUGUUUACUAAUUUAAACAGAGAAGCUGAAAUGUGAAAAUGUUGCUGUACUGUUGGAAACUAACUGAAAAGUUUUUUUGUUUACUGCAAUGCACUUUAAAGGCUGCUUGUAAAGAUUAGUGCUGUUGUAUUUGCACUUUAUUUGUUUUUUACAGAAAGAUUGCUACAUGUUUGUCUAGGAUAAGUUAUUUGUUACAAAAUAAACAUUAAUGUUUGCAUUUUUGACAAAUGUAACUAACAAAUGUAACACAUCUGUAACUAUUUAUGGAACUGGUUGUUUUGCACUGAUUUAAAAGUGACCUGUUGGAUAUACUGAUUUUCUGCUACUUUUUAAACUAUAUAUGUAUAUUUUUAAACUUGCAUUAAAGGGACCGUUCACCCGAAAAUCUUAA
This is a messenger RNA of Danio rerio (zebrafish), 2727 nucleotides long. NCBI's taxonomy places the organism in Eukaryota, Metazoa, Chordata, Actinopteri, Cypriniformes, Danionidae. The record is from RefSeq and is a predicted model, not a curated record.